GAAGGAUUCAGCACUGCCCCUCAUGCAAUCAAUUGAUGUUGGCCUGAUACGUGAAUAGCAUUUACUGACAGGUAGGGUGAAGGGAAUAUAUAAGAGCAAUGCUCCUGCCUCAGCCCUCAACAAAGGCCAUCAAACUCAAUUGACAUCGCCAUCGCCAAUACAAAAGCAUAACACAACCUUCCACCAUGGGUUCUCGACUCAUCGAAUCAUUGCAGCACGCAGCAGGCAGGAAUCAAGAGCUGCUUGCCAUCCUCUCACAGACCGACAGUGCACCUGCUGCGCUCAAGCAAAACUCGAUCUACAUCACAGGUCUAGAGAACGAUAUCACCAACACCGACCGGGAGAUCAAGCGACUCCACCGUAUCACCGAAGACGAACGCAAAGACCACAUCAAAUAUGAAGAAAGCACCUUCACUCGCUACAUGUACAAGCUGCGCGGAAAAAGAGGAGAAGCCAAAUUCGCCGCCAAAGCCGGCAAGGAAGAGCAGGAAUUCGUGGAAGCAUGGCAGAAGGAGCGUGAAACACAAGAGACACACAGCGAGCUCACGAGAGCUUUGACAAAUGCCCGACAAGAUCAACAACGCCUGCAAAGCGAGAGCGCUCGAUAUGAGCAAGCUCAGAGGGAACUCGAUAUGCUGUACUCGUCCAUCUUCAAUGGCCCGACGCCUGAGAUCGCCGGUGAAGACCAGUUGGAGUCGAGUCUGCAGAAUAACAAGCAAUGGGCCGAUUCCGCCACCGAACACCAAAACCUACAACGCAGAGCAGCCGAAGCAUUACACGCGACAAUCCAAUGCCUCGAACAUGCCGCACGAGACAUGAACGACGCACUGGACAUGUCUCGCUGGGACAUGUGGGGAGGCGGCACUUUCACAGACAUGAUGGAAAGAGACGCCCUCUCAAAAGCACAAGUAGGCGUAACAGAAGCCCUCCGCCGCAUGGACGAAGCCCGCCGCUGCCAACCCGCCAUCCCUCCCCUCCAAGACAUCAACAUCGACAACGGCCACAUGAUCAGCGACGUCCUCUUCGACAACAUCUUCUCCGACAUGGCCCAACACGAUCGCAUCAAGAACUCCGAUAUGCAAUUGCACAAAGCCCUUCAACAGUGUAAAGAGUUGCUCGAAAAGCAGAAACGCACUUAUCAGGACGCUGCAGCUCAGUGCGGGCAGGCGAAUGAAGCGACAAAUAACUCUCGCCUCGAAUUACAGCGGAUCAGAGCGGAAGCAUUCGAGAGGUUUGCUGGUCAAGGUGCACCGUCUUCAUUUCAAGCGUCGUCGGAAAUGAUGCCACCGCCAUCAUUUCAAGCGUCGGCGGAAAUGGUUGCUCCACCACCUUAUUGAUUUUCCCACCGACGGUUUCCACACGUAUAUGUUAAAUCAUCUAUUGCCCACAAAAAGAGUAAAAAGAGUACAAAGGGUUGAAUGAACAAGCGCAAGUUCCGCUCCACGUCUUUCCAUCGAGUUUGCUCAAAAGGGGUUCGUCCAAAUGAUGUCCAUUCUCGAGUUGCGUGUGGUGCUUUUGCUCAGUCCCAGAGGGUUUGAACCUCGCUGUACCUUGACCGAGAACUAUGUCAUCUCAAGUUAGUUUGUGCAAUGCAUAUGCGUCACCUCUUUCGAGAUGGCUCUUACACUAGAGAGUCUGGCAAGGGAAGGGGGUGGUUGCAAGGAUUAUAUUUGGUAAAGAGCAAGAGGCUAUGCUAUGUAGCUGCUAUACGUGCUUUUGGGCCAUGUAUGUUUAUAUACUCAUUGACUCGUCGAAGUGCCGAAUGCUUUCCAUCUCACCUCUUCCUGCGUCUGAACCUCG
Aureobasidium pullulans EXF-150 is the source of this 1800-nucleotide messenger RNA. RefSeq lists its product as uncharacterized. Lineage: Eukaryota; Fungi; Ascomycota; Dothideomycetes; Dothideales; Saccotheciaceae. The coding region runs from base 186 to 1337 and encodes 383 amino acids. The transcript has 2 exons. The record is from RefSeq and is a predicted model, not a curated record.